Molecule: messenger RNA, 1557 nt
Organism: Mesorhabditis belari
Lineage: Eukaryota; Metazoa; Nematoda; Chromadorea; Rhabditida; Rhabditidae
Source: the annotation of a GenBank genome assembly
AUGAUUUAUUUAAAAACAUUUCUUAUUGCUCUUUAUUUUAUUCCUUUCAUUCAAUCUCGUCACCAUCAUAGCGAUCCUUCCGAAUCGAAUGAAGAAGCUACUGAAAAACCACCAACCGAAUUGGAGAAACAAGGGAAAGAGAUUAUGGAUCGAAUGAUGGUAAAUAUGGCCGGUGCAAUGGUAAAAUCUGUGUUUCCAGAGAUGGACAAAUUCGAGAGAAAAGAAGAGCCACCAUCACAACCAGAAGAAGUUCAACAAAUUCCGCAAUUCCCUCAAAGAGAAAUUCGACGUUCUCCGUAUCCUUCGAAUUAUGGUUUAUCGAAUCAGGAAGGAUAUGGAAUCAACCCGGCUAGCGGUGGUGGAAUGAGUGGAAAUCUGGGGCAACUUGGGCCAAUUGUUGGCGCGUUGGCAAGCAGUGGAGCUCUAGACACGUUGACUGGAGGAGGAGGACAAGGACAAGGGAUGGAUCCGCGGUUGAUCAACGAGAUGAGAAAUCAAGCAUAUUUGUCUGAACUCGCUAAACAUCAGCACGAGUUGACUCAAUACUCGGCUAAACAAAUGGAAUACCUUGAUCAACAACGCCGAUAUCAGCAAGCGAUCAUUGAUCAUCAAGCUGAAGCUGCGUUGUUAAUGCAAAAGGAGCAACAAAAGGCGAUCAACGAAGCAAUGGGGCAAGCUAAAGCAAUGUAUGCUAAACAACGGCUAAUGGCUGCUAAAGCAAAGAUGCAUGGAUCAAAGACGCACGCAGAGCCAGAGAAAACGAUUGAACCUGGUGACAGAGCUCUCACUUCUGAUCAAGAUCUUCGUUCAUAUUUUAAAAAGAAAUAUGGAAUCGAGAUCCCAAACAAUGGGGCUGAGCUCACUGAUGAUGAGCGGGAAACUUUGAGGAUAUUGAAAAUUGACCUUGUAAAGGACAGAGCUAAGGGAUUGUCGAUGGAUAAAGCAGAGGAGAUUGAGGAAACCGAAGGCUCGUCAAAUGCUCGUGGAAUUUGUGGAAUGUGCAAAACGAUGAAUAUCAGAAAGUUGAAAGGUUCUUGGACACAAUUAUAUGGAAAUCCUGACUCAAUGAAGCAAACCUUUGGCACAAUACGAUCUUUGGAAAGAAUGAAAGGAUCAAGAAGGCAUUUAUCAAAAAACUCAACGACCAAAAAGCCGUCUUGCGUUGGACUUGAAAUUGGUGCCUACCGAAAUGGAGAAGCUGAAACAAAUUUCUAUUUCAGAGAUAGCGAUGAGGAGAAUUCACUUCAUGAGAUGAAAGGAGAAGUUCAAAAGUCUGAUGAGUCAAACUUUUCACUCGAAACAGACUUGUAUUCUGCAGAUUUUUGCGUUGUCAAAUCGGGUCCAGCUGAUGCCGAUCAACCGGAGUUUAUUGUUCUAGCCGAGACAAAAGGUGCAGGGGCUUGUAGAGUUGUUCAUGUGUUUUCGAAAGAUAAAGACGAGUUCGAGAGACGAUUUUUCGAUGAUGUCUCGGAAUUUAUGAAAGAGCAAGUUCAUAAACGGAGAAUUCGCCCAGUCGGAGCCUUACCGAAUCCAGAAUUGUGUCAACUUGAUGCACCA